CCAAGCUAAAGCAUUUUCAUUUCGCCUCAUCAGUCAUCUGUCUUCGUCUCUUUCCUACCCAUAGAAGUAGCAUACGAAAAAAAAGCCCUAGUUUUUUUUCUUUAUCCCCUUUCCAAAUCUCUAUUCCAUUUUUCUUCUUGAUCGAAGGAUCGUCUUGUCCUAAUUCGUCUAUGGCCUCCGGAUCGUCUGGCCGAUCUGCCUCCGGCUCGAAAGGCUUCGAUUUCGGUUCCGAUGAUGUCCUCUGCUCGUACGAAGAUUUUCCAAAUCAAGAAGCUUCUAACGGAAAGCGAUCGGAUUCUGCAAUUGGCAGCAAUUCUGGGAAGGAUUUCCGUGAAAGCAGGAUGGGGAGAUCAUCGGUAAAUGUCUAUAAUCAACAAGAAGAAGGUUUCCACCAGGAUGUUCUCUCUACCGUUGAAAAAACCAUGAAGAAGUAUGCUGACAAUCUUCUCCGGUACCUUGAGGGAAUCAGUGGACGUCUGUCACAGCUGGAAUUAUAUUGCUACAAUCUUGAACGAUCAAUUGGGGAAUUUCGUGCUGAUUUAAUUCGCGAUCACGGUGAAGCAGAUCUGAAGCUGAGGUCUCUUGAGAAGCAUCUUCAAGAAGUCCGCAGAUCUGUACAAAUUCUGAGAGACAAGCAAGAGCUUGCUGAUGCUCAGCAGGAACUGGCCAAGCUUCAGCUUGCACAGAAAGAAUCCACACAUCACAAGGAAGAUGGAGUUGCAUCAUCCACAACUGAGUCAAAUAAGCAUGACAACGCACCUGAAACACAGAACCAGCAGUUAGCUCUUGCUUUGCCUCACCAAACAGCCAUACCAACCUCACUUCCAGCUAAUCAGCCCUAUAAAGAAGUACCAGUUCAGCAGCCACCCCUCUCGUCUCUACCGGUACAGCAGCCACCGCUCUCGUCUCUACCAACACAGCAGCCUCUGCAUGUUCAGAGCCAUCCAAACACGUACUACUCCCAGCAGAACCAAUUGCCAAAUCAACCACCCCAGAUGGAUCAACACUUGCAAGCCGGACUCCAGUAUGCCCCGCAAAGGCCCCAAAUGCAGGACCUGUCUAGGCAGGCUUCGCCACCUCAGCCUCAUGUCAAUCCGGCCCAAACACCACAGUUUCCACCUUAUCAGCAGCAAUGGCCUCAGCAGUCACCUCAGCAGUUCCCACAACAGACCCAACCACAGCCACCAUCUACACAAAUUCAAAUCCGACCCCAGACGCCACCUGUGUACCCUGCCUACUCACAUCAACCAACAAAUCCAUCGCCCGAGGCAUAUCCAAGCAGUAUGCCCAUGCAAGUUCCAUUCUCUGGUGUUGCUCCGAACCGCCCAGAAUCUGCAGUUUAUGGUUAUGGUGGGCCUGGUAGAACAACGCAACAGCAGCCCCCACUGCCACAACAGCAGCCCCCACUUCCACCCCAUAAUAUACAGCGUCAGCCGCUGCCUCAGUCCAACCAAAGCUCUUUUGGAGCACCUGUGGGUGACGGUGGCUACCCAGGAAGUGGACCCCACCCCCCUCAGCCUUCCAUGCAUGGGUAUAUGAUGUAUGACACUGACAGCAGGUCUUCUCAUCAACCGCACUUCCAGCAGGGUAGCUAUCCCCCAACCCAUGUCUCUGCUCUCCAGAAUCAGCAGCCGCCUCCCGCUGGUGUUGGAGCCCGCCAUCCAAACUCACAGAUGAUGCGUAACCACCCAUACGCCGAGAUGAUCGAGAAAGCUGCAAGCAUGGGUUAUCAGAGGGAUCAGGUUGCAAAUGUAAUCCACAGGAUGGAGGAGAGUGGUCAGCCAGUGGACUUCAACUCUCUGCUGGACAGGUUGAAUCCACGUUUCUAAACUCUGCUGCUGUAUGGAUUGACGUUUUUUUAGUUUACGUCUCUGGUGUUUUUUAAAUAAUCAUCUGAUGAAGAUGUUUGUGUUCAUGGCAUAUAUGGUACAAUGAAAAAAACGAACUUGUAAAUUUGUAAUCCCCUUUGGUGA
Molecule: messenger RNA, 1973 nt
Organism: Magnolia sinica
Lineage: Eukaryota; Viridiplantae; Streptophyta; Magnoliopsida; Magnoliales; Magnoliaceae
Exons: 3
Coding region: 171-1829 (552 amino acids)
Source: RefSeq, a predicted model, not a curated record